GCUGUAUAGCACUGGGAAAUGUAGUUGAGUCAUUUAGCCCAGUGUCAAGAGCUCUGGUGCCACAACAAACUACCAAUCCCCAAGACUCCAUAGCAACGUACCAUGGCAGUUCAAGCGGUGUUGAACUGGGUUAUGUCUACAGUGCAGACACAGCUGAAGGAAAAUAAUUCACCCAGAAAAGAGUGGUCUCCAGGGAAAUCUCCAGUUUCAUCCAGGGAAGUGGGAUUGGAACAAGGUUUGGCUCCCGGAACACUAGCAAACUAUUUCCAGAUUUCUUCCAAGCCUCAAAAUAAAGAUGAAAACGCACAAGGAAGCAACAAAGGGAAGGAUGUCCCUAUGGAUGCACACAAGAUGGCACAGAGGUUUCAUGUAAAGAAUAAGGACCUCAAGAUUCCCAAUGAGUCGCUGAGAUGUCCGUACACGGGUCCCAACACUAAAGGCUCUCCGCUUGAAGAUAAAACGUCAGCAUUGCUGAACAAUUUUUUAAUCUGUGACCAGACUAAAUUGUUUGUGACUAAUGACGGUGGUUCCAUUGAAAGUAGCCAUGAUGGCUCUCGCAGAUCAAACAUAAACGGAGAACCAAAAGCAAAUUCUCUGGUGUCUGCUACCUAUUUGCUGCCCAGCCAGUCUGUAGCAUUGAAGCCCAGCAAUCCAGAAAGGGAUUUGAAAAUGAUUGAUAACGCCAUUAGUUUGCCACCGUCCUCUGCAAAUGAGAUAAACCCUGUAUCUGGUUCAACAAUACCUUUGAAGCAAAAAAAAUUAAAGAGCUGUCCUGACAAUGCUUUAUCUAGGGGCUGUGAUCCACAGUUCAAUCCAUUAUAUGAGCCCAGUUGCCAUUUUUGUGGACUAUUUGGAUCCUUGAGAUGCACACAGUGUAAACAAAUAUGUUACUGUUCUGUGGAUUGUCAGAAGAAAGACUGGCAAAUGCAUAGUGUCGUUUGUAAACCAGUUAAACUGAAUACAGAUAAAGUUGAAGAUAAACCAAAAGCAUUGGACGAAAUAAAGAAAAAGGAAAAUGUGCUAUCUGUGAACACUAAUGAAACAGAAGGACAAGACAAGAAAACAAUGAUUUCUGAUUUGAACAUGUUGGAACUCAAAAAAAAUAUGAAAGUAGAGGGCACAGUAACAGAAUUCCUUAAUCCUAAUGAGUUCUAUAUACAAAUCAACUCGCCAGAAGUUCGAAGUAAUAUAAGCAAACUUAUUGUGAAACUCAAAGAUCAAGGUGCAGUAAUUCAAGAUGAGUAUAAUCCUACCAAAGGGGAAGUUGGUAUUGCAGAGUUCUCCUUGGAUCAGAAUUGGUAUAGAGUGCUUAUAAAUGAUGUGGAUAUUCUUAAGAAGAAUGCUCAUGUACUAUUUAUUGACUUUGGAAACCAGGAAGUUGUACAACUAAAUAAAAUUAAACGACUGCCCAAAGAUAUUGCUCACUUCCCGCCCUGUGCCAUUAAGUGCUGUGCUGAUAAUGCCCUUUUUGUUAAAGAAGAAUGGAAUGGAAUCUGCCGCAAUGCUGUUGCUCCAGUUCUUAUAGGAACAUAUUGUUCCUUGACUAUUAUUAAUAUUUUAAUGGAUGAAAUUCCCUGCUUUGUUGUAGAUGUUACCUUGCCAGAUUCUGGUAAACACUUACAUGAAAUAUUCUUGGAAAUGAAAGGUGCAUUGAAUUUAAAGAAUGGAAAUAUUAAGAUGAGUGAAUCAAUUACUGGUUCUUCUGUGGAAAAGCUUACCAUUCAAGAAAAGAAAAUUGAAAGCAAAGCUCAUAGUGGUUGUCUAACUCCAAACAUUAUCUCACUAUCUAUAGGAGAUUCAUUUUUGGGUAUGGUUGCCCAUAUACAAACUCCAGGAGAUUUUUUUUGUCAGCGGAUGGAAAAUGGCUGCAAAUUGUCUGAACUUCAAGUAUCCCUGAAUGAAUACUGUGCCAGAAUCUCUACUAGCAAAGAUUUCUGCCCUGCAGUAGGAGAUACAUGCUGUGCUCAGUUUACAGGAGACAAACAGUGGUAUCGUGCAUCAGUUUUGUCCUGUGCUUCUGAAAAAACAGUUCUUGUGGGUUAUGUAGACUAUGGAAAUGCUGAAGUUCUUCACUUAAAUAAACUUCGACCAAUUGUUCCUGAAUUAAUGGAAUUAUCAUUCCAAGCUAUCAAGUGUACUCUAGCAGGUGUGAAGCCAAAAUCUAGAACCUGGUCCACAGAAGCAACUUCAGUCAUGACCAAGCUACUUCAAAAUAAAGUGGUCACCAUAAAAGUAAUAGAUAAGAAGGAGAAUACUUUUGUGGUAGAAAUUACAGAUGAAUUAAUAACUCCAAUAGUAGAUGUCUCCAGUUACCUUUUGAAAUCAGGAUAUGCGGUAGAAGAAUCUCCUUCUGUGAGAAUGGCUGAAACAAGGAUUGGUUCAUUGGAAGAAGUGAGUGAUCAAAAGGUGGACCUUGUUGAUCCAUCCUGGGUCACAUUAACAGUCAAGCAGGUGGUAAAUGUCAUGGUGUGUGUGCUGUACAAUCCCAGUGAAUUCUACUGCCAGUUGUUAAACAGUCACGAUUUGAUUGCAUUAGAAGAACUCAAUUUAUCUUUAGCGGAGUACUGCCAGAAAACAGCUCCAAAUGUUUCCAAAGUCACAAAGGGUGAUCUGUGUUGUGCUUACUUCUCUGAUGACGGUAGAUGGUACCGAGCCUUGGUGAAAAAUGCUGCUUCUGUUGAAGUCUGUCAAGUUUUGUUUGUGGAUUAUGGAAAUUGUGAAGAAGUUACUAUGGAUAAUAUCAGGCCAAUUUCAGCAACUUUUAUGAAACUUCCUUUUCAGGCAGUAAAGUGUGGUCUAUCAGGUGUAAGGCCAGUAAAUGAUGAAUGGACAAAAGAAGCAACAACAACACUUCAGACAUUCAUAGCUGGAAAGAAGCUUCAGGCCAAAGUAGUUUCUUUAAUCAAUAAUAGUGCUGAAGUAGAACUUAUUGAUAAUACUACUGGCAGUCCUGUAAUGAUAAAUGACAUUCUAAUUGAAAGACAUUUGGCUUUUAAAAAGGAGAUCAUUCCAAAUCAGAAAAUGCCUUCAGAUGAAUUAGUAGCCUGUUAUUUCCAAGAAAUGUCUCCAACUAUACAAUGGAAAACAGCCAAAUUUGCAGUUGGUGAAACAGUACCUGUACAUGUAUUAGAUGUGGUAAACCCUGGCUUAUUCUAUGUUGUACCAACAAAACCUAUAGUGGAUCCACAGGAUCUCCAUAAGCUAAUGACUGAACUUGCAGAUUACUGCAGCUUUCAGAAUGAUUGCAUCUUGGAACCAAAAGUUGGUGAACCCUGUUGUGCCAGAUUCUCAGGUGAUAACAAAUGGUACCGUGCUCUUGUUCUGGAAAUUUCCAUUUCAGAAGUGAAAGUAGCAUAUGCAGACUAUGGAAAUGUGGAAGUGUUGCCAAAUUCUAAACUUCUACCAAUAACAGCCCCCUUCUUGAAGUUACCUUUUCAAAUACUGAAAUGUUCCCUAGCAGGAAUUACAAAACCAGAUGGAAAUUGGUCCGUACAAGUAACAGAGAAGCUCAAAAGUCUCUUACUUAAUGAGUGUGUGAUGAUUACAGUUAAAGGAGUUAAUGCAACUGUUCAUGAAGUAACUGUCCAGAAAAAUGGUGAAAAUUGUAUUCUAGAGAUAGCUGACGAGCAAGUAAUUGAAAAUUCGGUGAAAGAUUGCAGCAGUGGAAAUCAAUGUGCGGAGAAAUCUAUGUGCUGUUGUACAGAAUUGAAAAAGCAAGUUGCAAAGCUUGAGCGGAUUGUUUAUUUACUAUUAAAGGACCAUUUUGGUGAAGAUAAGCUUCUUGAAAUUAUAAAGUCUUCAGAACAAUGAAGGUUCACCUUAAUAUAUGGCAUUAUAUGCGUCUAGAAUAUAAUGUUAUAUAAUCAUACUUGGGGAAAAUGCCUGUCUAAAGGGUCAGUUUCUUUAGGAUCAGUGUGGAAAAGGCAGACAUAAGUGCAAUUGCUACUGCCAACUAGAGUAGAUCGAUUGAAUCAUUUGCUGAAUGGUAAGUCAACAGUUAGAUAAAUCCCAUUGAUUUGGUGAGUCUGUUCUAAUUAGGAAUAGCAGUUAGAUUUGGGCCAGAAUAAUUUAAGUCAGUAGAAGUUCUACUAAUAACCUCAGAAGAAUAUAAAUUGCACCCAGUAUAUUUAACAUUGUUAAAUAGUGGCUUGUGAAGAUUCAGAUACAAUUAAAAGAGGCAGAAUGCUAGCCUUCAGAAGAGGACAAGGUUGGUACUUGAUUCCUCCUCAUCUCUUAUCAGUGUAACAUUAUGUUUUACUAGUGUUUGUGACAAAGAUUAGCUCUCCAGAUGCUCAUGUCCUGAGGUGUGAUGACCUCUGAUAGCGGGGAUUAUAUUAAUUUAUAAAAUAAAAGUAAAGAACCUUUGGUCUUUCAGAUGUUUUGGUUUACAGUCCAACCUAGUAUAGCUAGUGGUAAGGGAUUGUGGGAGUUGUAGUUCAAAAGAGCAGGAGGGCCUAAAUUUCCCAUCUCAACUGUAAAAAGUAUCUCAAGCCAAAGAAGUAAUUAUUCUAAAGCUUUUUUCCCCAUUAAAAAUAAUAGCCAUAGCCCAUGAAAGCAUUCAUUUAGGUUUAAAUUUUACGUUUAAGAUUCUGUAUUUAAGUUUUUAAUGUGUUUAGCCUAAUUUGAAAUGGCUGCUGUUCAAAGUAUUUUGAAACCUUCAUAAGAAGAUACAGUUGUUACUUUGCUAAUAAAAUCAUUGUCACUUUCUGAA
Messenger RNA from Sceloporus undulatus (fence lizard), 4711 nucleotides. RefSeq names its product tudor domain containing 1 (gene TDRD1). The transcript is spliced from 27 exons. Bases 103 to 3810 code for a protein of 1235 amino acids. The record is from RefSeq and is a predicted model, not a curated record. NCBI's taxonomy places the organism in Eukaryota, Metazoa, Chordata, Lepidosauria, Squamata, Phrynosomatidae.